CCUGUGGGAGGGACAGAUCUGUCCGGACACCCGCUCUAGGGACUGUCGCAGACUAUCGUUCGCUGUGGCACAAUAGUAUUCUUGUGUGGGAUCUGUGUUGAAUGACUUUGGGAGAGACGGAGACAAAUUCACCAAACAGCCUCUCUUCAACACAUAUUGUAAUCUGGAGAUCCUAAAGAUAACAGGAACGAAGUGAGGGCAUGGCAGCUCGUGUGGACGUGUCCUCUGGUGAGGUGGGCCAAGCAGGAGAUGCAGGUAUCAAGCCUGAGCUUGGCCCCAAACCCUGCCUGAUUCCCAAACCCUUUUCACUGCAGAGGAACACCACAUUCCGCUCCAUCCUAGCCCCAAAGACACCAGAGCCUAGCAAACCAGAGCCUUGUCAGCCUAUUAGUGCCCCUGUGUCUGACUCAAGCAGCGUUGUGAAACUCGAUGCAGAGAGCACCACGAUACCUGAACUGACCAAUGCUCUCGAUGUUCCUUCAGCCAUAACACCCCAAACUGAAUCGACCCACACUACUGAACAAAACCAAAUUGCUCUUUCCACAUCCCUUACUACCCCAAAAUCUGAGCCACCAGCUAGUACCACAUCUGACCCAACUGGAACCUCAGAGGCAAAUCAAGUCAGUCUUUCUGAACUGGACGAACAUGGCCCCUCUGAUACAGGCCACUCCGCCACUGGAACUGAGCCUGUACCAUCACCAUCAGUCACCUCAACUCCUCUUCAACCGCAGUCUGAAAACACUGUGAGUGAGCCCACCCCUGCGGUCGUCAGGCGCCACGCUGGGAAGGAUCAGGCAGCCCACUUGGGAGGAGGCAGGAAGCGGCUGUCCAUGGAGCUCACCUCCAGGUUUGAGUCGGCCGGCCUCUCACUCCCCUCACAGCCACCAGCUAACCAGGAACGGGAACAGGUGACCAUGAGAGAGACUGCAGUCUCCAAAGUGUCAGUCCUCAGGGCGAAAGAGGAAGAGAAGGUCACUGAUUCACCAGGGUCGCCAUCUGAACCAGAGUGCAGACUCAAGCACUCAACACCACUGAAUGAAGAGAGGGAUGGAGAAGGGGUAGAGGAGGAAGGAGAAAAGAAAGGGAGCAGCAUACAACGGAGGAUCAGUCUGCUGCUGGACUCCUCCUCGAGGCCAGAGGCUCUGACCAAUAGGGAGGAAGUACCUCGUCCAAUGAAACAAGCAGUCAGUUCUGGUGGUGUGAAACAGCGGAUCAAAGACUGGGCAGCAGACACACCGCCUGUUCGGGCAUCCAAUCAGAGGGUGGAUGUUGCCCCUCAACCAUUCCCUGUCAGAGUACACCCUGUGUUGAGUGUCACUGGGGGGUCGUUGGCGACGAGCAAAAGCGUUCAGCUAGCUCCUCGAGAGGACAAGGCUUCCACCCUACUUCACGCUGGACAUUCUGGGAUAGAAGAUGAGGAGGAGGAUGAUGAAGACGAGGAUGAGGAAGAGGAGGAGGGAGAGAAGGAGGAGAACAUGGUACCACUCUACAAAACAGUAGGGAUACGUCUUGGACAGGAAGAUGGAGGGGAAAAACAGGAGCUUGUGGUUGAUCAAAUAGGGAAAGAGAUGGAGGCUAAGGUAAAAGAGGAGGAAAAACUUGCAGAAGUGGAUAAAUUAAAACAGCUGGAACUAGAAGAGAGACAGGCAGAAGAUGAGAAGGAGAGAGAAAGACAAAAAGUAGUGGAGAGGGAAAGGGAGGGACAGAGAGAGGAGGAGAGGGAAAGGGAGAGACAG
Messenger RNA from Salvelinus sp. IW2-2015, 1736 nucleotides. Lineage: Eukaryota; Metazoa; Chordata; Actinopteri; Salmoniformes; Salmonidae. The record is from RefSeq and is a predicted model, not a curated record.